Esox lucius (northern pike) is the source of this 3970-nucleotide messenger RNA. RefSeq names its product GPRIN family member 3 (gene gprin3b). Bases 445 to 3264 code for a protein of 939 amino acids. The record is from RefSeq and is a predicted model, not a curated record. Lineage: Eukaryota; Metazoa; Chordata; Actinopteri; Esociformes; Esocidae. Gene Ontology annotation, biological process: neuron projection development. The transcript has 2 exons. Gene Ontology annotation, cellular component: plasma membrane.
UUGCAAGCGCCAACGAACGUCUCGGUGAAGCGUAAAGCAAGUUUGAUAUGAUAACUGCACGUUGGAUCAUCGAACCGAAUAAGCAUGAGUCAUAGCGCCCAGUCUUGGCUUUAAAUCUUCCGUCGACCCUCGGAGAAAAUCGAUAUUCCAAUGUUUGACCCAAAUAUUAUUUACCUUCUCUGAUCAGACCCAUACAGAACCUCUCUGAAGGCGUGGCUUUAUGUCACGGAGACGCGCUUGAAAUAAUUUCAUUGAUAUUCAGCCGGGUACCUGAGCGGCACCGUGAGAACAAACAGUGGCUAAAUAUCGCAGUGAUAAAACCACGAAUAUGAUAUGAAACCGAGAAUACACCGCGGCAGGGAAUUACAGACAGGAAUUGUAGUCAGCUGGUUCAGCUUUGGAACACCUCAACAAAAGUAAUUGACAAGACUCUUUAAAUACAAAAUGGGAACCAACCCGAAAAGGACAGUGACUGUCCAAAUGGUUCCCCAGCUCGCUGGAUUGGAUGUUCUUGGAAACAAGGAGUCUAAUGCCAACUGGACUAAGGAACCUGACCUCAACCUCAACCAGGGCUGCCCUGGACCUAAUUCUACAGAACACAUGUGGGAUAAUGUGUGUGUGACAACCACCAACACAACAUCCCGUAUCCAAACAACAGGCCCAAGGGAACCUGGCGGCGGGGGUGUGGUAACGUCUGCGCCUUUCUCGACCGACAGCGUCAGAGGAAAACCCUCCCCGGACCAUGUUAUUGGAGCAGAGCAGCUGACGGGCCCAACGGCUCUGCCCUGUCGAGGUGGGAGCGCUGCCGAGGUGGCAGCAGAGGGCAGCAGGGACGGCAACGCUAACCUGACGGCGUUAACCCCCGCAGCAGCCGUCGAGGAGAAGGAGCAGGACGUCUGCAAGGCCGGCUUGUCGCUCGCUGUUACAUCACCAGAGGCUGAUGUGCAGACAAACUACUGCAGAGCAAAAGAGCCGGGCGGAGCGGGGGAGGGGGUCGCAGGGACCCGGCUGCAGCCCACAGCAGUACGAAGCGUCACAGCCGGAGUGUCCUCAGCGGCUCGAGACGACUCACUGGCAGUCGGGGACAACAAAGACACGGCCGCGCAAAAUCAAAAGCGCCCCCAGACCUGUGAUCCGAAGUGUGGCUCCGUCUCGUUGACAGCUCUCAAACAAGAUACGGCCAAGGGGUCUUCUUCAGUCACCGCGGACACCAGUGCUCUGCUGCCCGGCAGAUCAAAAGAGGCUGGCGAUAAUGCAACACAGGGCCCCUCGCUGUCAUCCAGCCCCCCCACCGUCGUCCCUGCCACCAACCCUGCUCGGUCGGAAUGCCCUCUAGAGGCCUCCAAAAGGGGUACACCGGGGACAAUCUCUCUGAAACCUUCCUGCAAAAUGGAAUACGUCAAAACGUCUGAGACGUCCCAGCCAGAACCGAGGGAUAAGAACGUUGUAGCUCCAGUCAAUGUCACCACCGCCAUCAUGUCUCCAUCAGACAGCAAGGCAGACAUAGGGCUUAGGAACAAGGCCCCAAGUUCUGUUCCUCCCGAGAAUAGUGAUUCAACAUCUUCUCCGAUUGCAAACAAACAGAGUUCCUUAGAUAAACGCCAGGGAGAAUCGUCUUCAUCACAGAAGGAGCGUUGCUCAUCGCCCAAGGCUGCCCAACAGACCCAGAACCAACAGACCCAGAACCAACAGACCCAGAACCAACAGACCCAGAACCAACAGACCCAGAACCAACCGAUUCAGAACCAACAGACCCAGGACCAACCGAUCCAGAACGAACAGACCAAGAACCAACCAAUCCAGAACAAACAGACCGAGAACCAACCAAUCCAGAACCAACAGCAGUCUUCCAACCACCAUACAGCACGGGUGGCCAACGGAGUGGUCCAGACUGCCUUUGCCUCAGAGCAACCUAAAGACCAUUGCAAACUGUACUGCGAGGCGUCGACUAUGACACGCACCCCAGUUGCCACCCCCACCCACUGCAAGCAGUGCCAAGAUGCGGAGAUCCAAGCAGUGGCUGAUGUUUGUAGCCGGGCAGUCUCCACAAGCCCCAGCCUGUUCCCUCUGCCUCCGCCCUACAGGUCCACCGACAGAGGUGCUGCCCUGAGGGAUGCAAGCGGCAUGGUGCCCUCCCACCACACCCACACAGGUGGCGAUCCGCCAUGUCUGCCGCCGCCUAACUACCCAGCAGAUCUCCGGCAUGGGUCAGACCGGUUUACCCUGGAGGCGGGGUCAUGCUCAAGUCAGAGUGCCGGGGUGGUGCUCCACGCCGAGGAGGCGAUGGCGGCCCUCCAUGCGGAGGUUGCCAGGCUGGGGGCCAAGCCUAAAGACCCGGGGUUCGGGGGGUCGACAGUGAUGUGCGACCCCCAGCCCAGAGGAGCCCUCCAGCCUCUGCAGCCUGUCUACCAGAUCAACAUCGAACAGUGCGGCGGCCAAAAUGAGCCACCUGCAAAUCUAAAUUGCCAACAGCCUCGAGCAGAGGAGACGCCGCACUCCCGUCCAAAGCCCGAGGCAGCAGGGAAACUGGUGGUGUCUAAGGACAUCGAAGGUGUGCCAACGCGGGCAGCUUUGCCUCCACUUGCGAAAGCUCCAGCCUCCCAAAUUGAAUAUCCCGUCCCAUCUGCAACUGCCGCAAGCAGCAGCAAAACCUCUGGCUGUACGGCUGCUCCUCCUUCUCAGUCAGCAUCUUCCUUUACCAAGCCCAACCAGGCAGCAACGCCCACCUCCAAAAAAGCAGAGGAUGCUAAGCCUGUGAAGUGCGCGGAACAGCCUAGAAGCAAGCCGAGUGGCCAAAAAGACCAGACGGGCAAGCAGUCGUUGAAAUCGGCGAAGGGGGGCCUCGUUAAGGGGGUCGGGGGCGUUAAGGCUUUGCUGGGCAAGAAGAAGCAGGAGCAGCUGGAGCCGGAGAGGAAGGAAAAGGAGAAGGGGGAAGAGGAAGGGAUGCAGAAGGCUGAGAAGAGCAUUCACGAUGUGGUGUGGGACGAACAGGGGAUGACCUGGGAGGUGUACGGGGCCUCCGUUGACCCCGAGUCCCUGGGUUUUGCCAUCCAGAGCCACUUGCAGUGUAAGAUCAAAGAACAAGAGAAGAAGAUUGUGACCCGGUCAUCACUCAGGAAGUCCGUGACGCCAGACUCGCCCGCGGCCGCGGCCAACAGUAGAAAGACCGAGAGGAGGCACCACAGCAUUCUCAGGGCGAUGCUGCGAAAUGCCCGACGGCCCAAGUGCUGCGCACGCCCCGCCCCCUCCGCCGUGCUGGAGUGAGAAGCAGAAGCCGCCGGGGCUGAUUGGAGCAGACGCUGUCAGCCGACUCCCUUGUGAACCCGGGCCGUGUUUCCUCUUGCAAUGGUCCUCCCCAUGCCAAGACAAGCGUGGGUCACCCUUCUAGUCAGAUGUCGUGGUGUUAAGAAAUCCCAUUAGGCGAGGUCGUUGAUGAUUGAAGAGGACGAAACCGAAAGCAAAAAUGUGAACAACUUCGUUUUUUUUUUUGUUAUGAACAACUUAUUUUUUAGACAUAGAAGAUAUUGUAAUGAGAGAAAUUCUAAAGGUGUUUAAAAAGGAAAAAUUGCAAUAAUAAUAUCUUAGUGAAACGCAUGUUUGUGUUAGUUCUUAUGGCAGUCAUAACUCAUAUUACCUCCACUAUGAAGUCCUGGUCUAUAAAGUACGUGGCACUGGUCUUUGGUCAUACGUACAUAUGUUACUGUCAGAAUAAUACCCUUUACAGAUGAUCUUGUGCAACUAAAUAUCACUACUUCUCAGUGCAUUGUGGGAGCAUUGUGGUAUACGUAUGUUAAUGUUCUGGGUGUGUUGUACACCCUCUGUUUAUAACAUUGGUAUAUAGCUCUUGUUUUCUUUUUUCCAUUUUGCAGAUUUUAUUUUGAGUGGGUUACUACUGAUUUUGUCUUGAUAAAGAACAACAACAACUCGGCUGUGCUUGCUUUUGUAUGCCAUACAGUAUAUACAAUUUGAC